GUAUUAUUCAUUUCUUUAAGGCUCAAUAUAGAAAGCAAUUGGUUAAAAACCAUAUUGAAGCAUAUGAUCUUAUCCAGGAACUUGAAACCAAUACAACUCCUCUUAAUAUUCUUGAUGCAAUUUUGUUUACGGCCAAUGCAUGA
Messenger RNA from Acaulospora morrowiae, 143 nucleotides. The record is from the annotation of a GenBank genome assembly. Lineage: Eukaryota; Fungi; Glomeromycota; Glomeromycetes; Diversisporales; Acaulosporaceae.